Messenger RNA from Phytomonas sp. Hart1, 1362 nucleotides. NCBI's taxonomy places the organism in Eukaryota, Euglenozoa, Kinetoplastea, Trypanosomatida, Trypanosomatidae. The record is from the annotation of a GenBank genome assembly.
AUGACCAAAGAACACCUUCAUCAUAACCAUCAUGCCCCUCCGAGUGUCGAGGACGUCAAGCAGAACGCCUACGACGAGCGCCUGCGUGUAAACCUCUCUGCGAUUGACGCCAGCGGCCCCGUGACGGGCGGGUUCGCGCGGGCCUACGCGGCAGUCAUCCCACGCGGCGGACUGGCGGCCUCCACGUUCAGCCUCGUCUCGGCGAUCCUCGGUGCGGGCAUCGUCGUGAUGCCGUUUGCCUUCAAUCUGUGCGGCAUCGUGAUGGCGCUGGUGAUCCUCAACUUCGUCGCCAUUUCGACCGUCUACGCGAUGCGCCUCCUCGCGGAGGUCGCGCAUCAGACGGGGGCUCGCAGCUACUCCGAGGCCGCGCGGCAGCUGAUGGGGCCUGGGGUCGACCACUUCAUCGCGGUCCUCCUCAUCAUAAUCUGCUUUGGUGGGUCGGUAAUGUACAUCAUCACGGUGCAGGGACUCCUGAAGCCCGUCCUCAGCCGGCCCAAUUCCCCGGCGUGGUUGCGAAGCUCGUCCGGCGUUAAAUUCAUGACGACGAUGGUCUGGCUCUUCAUAAUGGUCCCGCUGUCUAUCCCAAAGCAGAUCAACUCGUUGCGUUAUGUUUCCUUAAUUGGCGUUCUGGUGAUUGUGUACUUUGUGGGGGUCAUCGUCUUCCACUCUGUUACACACGGCCUCAAAAACCCAGACAUUCGCAAGGAGAUCGUCCUUGUGCGCACGGGUAACGCUGCGUUGGAAGGGCUCGGUAUUUUUAUGUUCAUGUUCCUUUGCCAAAUAAACGCGUUUGAGGUCUUCCAUGAGAUGAAAACCAAGACGGUAUCGAACUUCACCCUGUACUCUACCAUUUCUGUAAUCUUCUGCGCGUUACUGUAUGUAAUAUCUGGCUUAUUCGGCUACAUGGACUUCGGCAAAAAUAUAGUCGUGUGUAUCCUGGAGCUUUAUGACCCUAUAAAUGAUCCCAGUGUGGCAGUGGCAUUCAUUGGGCUUAUCGUUAAGAUUUGCGUUGCAUUCGUGCUUCACAUGAUCCCCUUCCGAAACGCCAUCUACCACUUUUUACGUUUGGAUCCGAUGGAGGUGCCGUACCUGAAGCACACCCUGGUCGUGAUGUUUCCCUUGACGCUGUCCCUUCUGUCCGGUUUGUUCUUCCCCAAACUUAAUACGGUGAUGGGUCUAACGGGGGCCUUCUGCGGUGGUAUCCUUGGUAUGAUCAUGCCCGCGUUGUAUUAUAUGUAUUGUGGUAAUUUUUCAUAUAGAAAGGUAGGGUAUUUUAACUUUUUAGGAACAUAUUUACUCUUAAUAAGUGGCUGCGCAGCGGUUUCGUUUGGUACCGUAAUGACUGUCUACGGUACCUUUUAA